AUGGGAACUGAAUGGAAAAUGGAAGAAUCUGGAGUGACGCGGUUCAGUAGCUACAAUGCCAGAUACCCUUCACCACCUUUCCACCUCCUCCUCCACCACUCCCCCUUUCAUCACCCCAAAAUUUCCUUCGCUUUCCCGCCCCAAGCACGCCCAUUUGGCCCCUCCUCCUCCGCAACCCGAUUCCAAUUCCAUCUUCAUUUCCAUCCCUUCCACCGCCCCCCAUCAUCCAGUUCCCAGGAAAAUAACAACAUUGCCCCUCCUCUCAAAUUCCAGCUCCUCCAGGAGAAACUCCUCUACUUAGACUCCCUCGGCCUCGAUUCUCUCUACUGCCUCGCUGCCCACUCACCUAUCCUUUUUACUCCUCUCUCCCAGAUCAAGUCCCUCGUCAAAUUCCUCCACUCCCUCGGCCUCACCACCCCUGAUCUCCGUCGCGCUUUUUCCAUGUGCCCCGACCUUCUGGCCACCCCUCUCAGAACCGUCUUGAGACCCGCCGUUACUUUUCUCCUCCGGGAGGCCCACGUCAGCGGCAAGGAUCUCCGUCACGUCAUCAACCGCCGCCCCCGCCUCCUCACUUGCAGCGUCGACCGCCGCCUUCGCCCGACCCUUUACUUCCUCCGAGGUACCAUUGGCAUUGACGAUGUCAGCAGGUGCGCUCCUCUUCUCUCCUGCUGCGUCGAAUCAAAGUUCAUCCCUCGUCUCGACUAUUUUUUGAAACUUGGGAUACCCAAAAGGGAGGCCAUUUCGCUAUUUCGGAGGUUUCCGUCCCUGUUUUGUUACAGUAUAGAGGAGAAUUUAGAGCCCAAAUUCAAUUACUUCGUGGUGGAAAUGGGAAGGGAGUUGAGGGAGUUGGUUGAUUUCCCACACUAUUUUUCGUUUAGCUUAGAGAAUAGGAUAAAGCCAAGGCACAAGAUGUGUGUGGAGAGGGGGGUGUGUCUGUCAUUGCCUGUGAUGUUGAAGUCUUCGGAGGCCCGAUUUAUGGAUAGGUUGGAAGUCUGUUGUGAUUCUUCGUUUCCUUUGGCAACUUCUCCAUUGUGGUGCAAAAGGGUCAAUCUUGAUAUUGAUGUAACAUAGGAAAAAUCAUAGUCCUGUAUACAUUCUCUAAUGCACUGCACUUGUAUCUGCUUACAACAAAAUAAGGAAAAGUAAAUACGAAAUUCCAUUUUUUUGCUGAAUUUGAUCGAUGUUUAGAUUUAUUCUUGAGAUUGCAGCUAAAAAUGGAA
Coffea arabica (coffee) is the source of this 1220-nucleotide messenger RNA. NCBI's taxonomy places the organism in Eukaryota, Viridiplantae, Streptophyta, Magnoliopsida, Gentianales, Rubiaceae. The record is from RefSeq and is a predicted model, not a curated record.